Messenger RNA from Cryptococcus wingfieldii CBS 7118, 1677 nucleotides. RefSeq names its product spermine transporter. Gene Ontology annotation, molecular function: transmembrane transporter activity. The transcript is spliced from 6 exons. NCBI's taxonomy places the organism in Eukaryota, Fungi, Basidiomycota, Tremellomycetes, Tremellales, Cryptococcaceae. The record is from RefSeq and is a predicted model, not a curated record. The coding region runs from base 1 to 1677 and encodes 558 amino acids. Gene Ontology annotation, biological process: transmembrane transport.
AUGCUGGAGCCCGUAGAAGCCGAAUUUGCCAAACCCCCCAUCUACAACGAUGCACAAGAGGAGGUCUUUCAAUCUGAAGAGACCGAGGAGCCGAACGCUAUCACCCAUGCCGCCAACAACCUUACCCGGGUCGAGACUAGGGAAGGUCGCCAAGCCAGUCCCACCCAUUCUCAGAGCUCCACGCUCCAGAAUAACCGAGUGGCUGCCAAGCUUGACGAUCCGGAGAAGGGUGGCUAUCAAAAGACAGCAGACGGCAAAAUUCUUGUAACAUUUGACGUCGGGGAAGAUCCCAAGGAAUGGACAAAGUUCCACAAGCUUGCCACUAUUACGGCUUCAACUCUAUGCUUGACUGUGGCCCUCGGAAGUGCCAUGCCAACAGGGGAUCUCCCUGGUGCGGCAGAGGGCCUUCAUGUGUCCGAUGAAGUCAUCUACUUGACUAUCACGCUUUUCGUGGCCGGCUUUGGUAUCGGCCCUCUCUUCUUUGCUCCUCUGAGUGAACUUUACGGCCGUCAGCCGGUGUACAUGGUCUCAAUAAUCUUCUACUUUUUCUUUACUCUUCCUUCAUGUCUCGCCAAAAACGUCGCCACUACAUUGGCCGGCAGAAUGAUUGCUGGUAUUGCCUCGUCAGCUCCUUUCACCAACGUCGGUGGCACUAUUGCGGAUGUCUGGGCUGUUCAAGACCGCGGCAUUCCCAUGGCCAUCUAUAGUUCAACAUUGUUUAUGGGACCAUGUCUCGGUCCCCUCUUCGGAGGAUGGAUCUCUCUCAAGACAGGUACUUGGCGAUGGAUCUACUGGGUCCUCUUUAUUACCAUCGGUGCCAGCUGCAUUCUUUGUCUCUUCAACCCCGAAACUCUCGCGCCCGUCCUUCUUCGAAAGAAAGCCAAGAAGCUCAACAAGCAGCACAACACCGACGCCUACACAACCGAAGCCGACCUCCACAGACCGUCAUUCCGAACUGCCAUCACAACUGCUUUGAUUAGACCGUUCGUAAUGAUGGUUGAGCCUAUCAUCAUCCUCUUCACAUUCUACCUUUCGUUCGUUUAUGCUCUAUUGUACGCCACCUUCUUUGCCUUCCCUAUCGCAUUCGAAGAGAUUCGAGGUUGGAAUAUGGGCAUGACUGGCGUUUCGUUCGUCUCGAUCAUUGCAAGUUUCUUCAUCCUGUUACGAACCGAAGCUGACUCGUUGCCACAGAUCGGCAUCUUCCUCGCGAAUGUUCUCAUAAUGCCCCUGCAAGAGAGACUUUACCGAAAGUACACGGCCAAACACGGCUCAUCUCCCGAAGGUCGUCUCUACACCAUGAUGAUUGGAGCCAUCGUUCUCCCUCCAGCUCUUUUCAUUCUGGCAUUCACCUCCUACCCGGGCGUCAGCUGGGUCGGCCCUUGUAUCUGUGGUAUCAUGUUUGGCUUUGCUAUGGUCUCCAUCUACAUCUCCGGAAACUCGUACAUUGUUGACUCCUAUUCCAAUGUCGCCGCUUCUGCCAUUUCUUCAAAGAACAUGAUCAGAUCUUUCGUUGGCGCUUCUGUGCCACUGUGGAUCACCCAACUCUUCCACAACUUGGGGUUCCAAUACGCUGGUCUUUUCCUCGCCUUGGUUUCCGUGAUUCUCAUGCCCAUCCCCUUCUUCUUCUUCUGGAAGGGUGCUUGGGUGCGAUCAAAGUCCGACAAGGCGAACAGGUAA